Myiozetetes cayanensis is the source of this 2355-nucleotide messenger RNA. It is a transcript of the gene OTX1, whose product is annotated as orthodenticle homeobox 1. Gene Ontology annotation, biological process: multicellular organism development; regulation of transcription by RNA polymerase II. The record is from RefSeq and is a predicted model, not a curated record. NCBI's taxonomy places the organism in Eukaryota, Metazoa, Chordata, Aves, Passeriformes, Tyrannidae. Gene Ontology annotation, molecular function: RNA polymerase II cis-regulatory region sequence-specific DNA binding; DNA-binding transcription factor activity, RNA polymerase II-specific. The coding region runs from base 580 to 1587 and encodes 335 amino acids. Gene Ontology annotation, cellular component: nucleus. The transcript is spliced from 3 exons.
ACUGUUGCCUCUCGGCACUUGCGCGCAACUCGCCUUCGUUUAAAAUAAAAUAACAAUAAAAUUAAGAAUCGGAAGCCGCCCGCCCGGUGUUCCCGCGCCGGGUGGGCGCAGACCUGCGGGAGCUCCGGGCGCCCCCCGGCAGGACUCGGGGCGGCCGCAGCCUCACCCUCUUCUCUCCGCUCUCUUCCCAGGCGCUCCGGCCUCGCCUCUGUGCGGGGAAGAAAUCCGCCCGUUUCCCGAUCCUCGUUGUUAUUUUCAAUUUUUUUUCUCCUUCAUUUUUAUUUUUCCCUCACUUCACCUGCGAUCACUCGAGGACCUCGCGGCGUUGACGGCGGGACGGAACGAAAAAAAGUCCUUUCGCGCUGAUUUUCUGCUUCGUUUUUAAAUUAUCGUUGGCUUUUAAAUUUUUUAAAUUUUUUGCCUCUUGUUUGGGUUUUUUUCGGGGCUAGUUUUUGUCGGCUUUUUUUUUUUUUCCUUCCCUUCUUUUUCCCCCUUCCCACCCCGUACAUUUGAUUUGAUUUUGAAUUUUUUUUUUUUUUUUUUCUGCGGGACUUUGGAAGAAACUGCCCGGCUUUUAGCAUGAUGUCUUACCUCAAACAGCCCCCUUACGGCAUGAAUGGGCUGGGGCUGACGGGUCCCGCCAUGGACCUGCUGCAUCCCUCCGUGGGGUAUCCGGCCACCCCACGGAAGCAGCGGCGGGAACGCACCACCUUCACCCGCUCGCAGUUGGACGUGUUGGAGGCUCUCUUUGCCAAGACCCGCUACCCCGACAUCUUCAUGCGGGAGGAAGUCGCCCUGAAGAUCAACCUGCCUGAAUCCCGAGUCCAGGUCUGGUUCAAGAACCGCCGUGCCAAGUGCCGGCAGCAGCAGCAGAGCGGCGGCGGGGCCAAGAGCCGCCCGGCCAAGAAGAAAUCCUCGCCAGCCCGGGAGAGCUCGGGCUCCGAGAGCAGCGGGCAGUUCACGCCGCCAGCAGCGGCCUCCAGCUCGGCCUCCUCUUCCUCCUCCAGCUCAGCCUCCUCGGCCCCGGUGGGCGCCCCAGCAUCUCUCAGCACCCCGGCGUCGUCCAUCUGGAGCCCGGCUUCCAUCUCUCCCGGCGCGGCGCCGGCGGGGGUGACGGUGCCCGAGCCGCUGCCUCCGGCCGCCGCGUCCUGCAUGCAGCGGGCCGGCCCCGCCGCCACCGCUGCCUCCGCCAGCUACCCCGUGUCCUACAGCCAAGGCGGGGGGUACGGACAGGGGUACCCCGCGCCACCCUCCUCGUCCUACUUCGGGGGCGUGGAUUGCAGCUCCUACCUGGCGCCCAUGCACUCCCACCACCACCCCCACCAGCUCAGCCCCAUGGGGCCCUCCUCGGUGCCAGGCCACCACCACCACCACCCGCUGAGCCAGAGCUCGGGCCACCACCACCACCAUCACCACCACCACCACCACCAGGGUUACGGCGGCACGGGGCUGCCCUUCAACUCCUCCGACUGCCUGGACUACAAGGAGCCCGCCGCUGCUGCUGCUGCCUCCUGGAAGCUCAACUUUAACUCCCCCGACUGCCUCGACUACAAGGACCAGGCGUCCUGGCGCUUCCAGGUCUUGUGAGGGGCCGAUCACCAUUCUCCCCUCCAAGCUGCCACUGACCCCCACCCGGGGUCCCCCCACCACCUCCUGGGCAGGACUCUGGCUCUUCCUCCUCCUCCCUCUUCGUUAGCAGUGGCGAUGCCUUGGGGAGGUCCUGCCACCCCCAUCUCUACUGACUGAUAUUUAUUUUGCUUCCUGCACCACUCCACCAGGUUUAUUAUAAUUAUUAUUUUUUUAAACGCAACAGAAGAGGAGUUUAAAAAAAAAAAUAAAUUAAAAAAGCCUAGCGUCUCCCCUGCUGCCCCCCGGGCAGAGGCGCAGGCUGGCUCCUGCCCUGCCGGUGCCCCCCCCCACCCCAGCUUUGUGCAGGGACCCUCAGCCCCUCUGGGAGCAGAAGCCCCGUUGUGCCGGUCCUGUACAGCCUCUUGCCGCAGGGAGCGGCGGGAACAAUGUAAAUACUAGGUCCGUUCCAGUGACCACGAUUAUUUUUAGUUGAUGCUGUUGGGUUGGCAUUUAUCUAGAGUCUAACAUGGAACAGAACGUUAAAAAAAAAAAAAAAAAAAAAAAAAAAGGAAAAAAACCACCACAAAAAAAAUAAUCUUUUUUAAAUUUUAAUUUUUUUCCCUAAAAAUGAAUCUUUCCCCGUCUCGUGUCCUCCGUCCAUCCUCGAGGGCUCUACACAAGCUUGGCUGUGCCGUCCUGGGGCUGGGGGCAGGGGUGUGUAGCAGCCAUGGGGGAGGCGAAGGGAGAGGGAAAGGCUGCCCAUCUGAUCCGCAACCUGCAAACCAA